This is a messenger RNA of Macroventuria anomochaeta, 2400 nucleotides long. RefSeq names its product P-loop containing nucleoside triphosphate hydrolase protein. The record is from RefSeq and is a predicted model, not a curated record. Bases 74 to 2350 code for a protein of 758 amino acids. Gene Ontology annotation, molecular function: RNA binding; RNA helicase activity; ATP binding. Lineage: Eukaryota; Fungi; Ascomycota; Dothideomycetes; Pleosporales; Didymellaceae. The transcript has a single exon. Gene Ontology annotation, biological process: mRNA splicing, via spliceosome. Gene Ontology annotation, cellular component: catalytic step 2 spliceosome.
UGUGCCUCACGGACCCUGGCGAGCGUCACCAACCUACCGUCCGUACACAUUUACAUCGAGGAUAUCUGCCGGCAUGGACUACCCGCCACCACCACCACCACCACCACCACCACCUCCGCUCGACGACGCUCCGCCACCGCCGCCGCCCAGCUCUGAUGCGCCUCCACCGCCGCCUCCGCCAGAGGAAGAGUCGCUAGGCCCAGCGCUGCUGCCAAGGAAAGUGAAGAGAGGGUGGGCGUCGCAGAAGAAGCAGCCGCCGAGUAUAGACGACAUUCUCCAGGCGAAGCGCGAGAAAGAGGCUGCUGCUGCGAAGCCCAAAUUCCUCUCCAAAGCAGAGCGCGAGCGCAUGGCGCUAGAGAAGCGACAGAAGGAGGUCGACGAUGCGCGGAGGAGGCGUGAGGGCGCAGACGCAGUUGCGAACGGGAGUGGAGCGGCACAGGACGGGUAUGCAUCGAAUAGCACGCGCAAUGGGGCACGGAACGGCACAUCCUCGAUACCCACAGGGCCUCGGUCUAUGAGGCAUGAGACUCCCAAUGGGGCGUCAAGAGAUGGCCCAAGAAGUCGAGACAUGGCGCCUCCACCCGUACCAGAUAAGAAGGCAGGGAAGCGGCCGCCGCCAGAGGAUGCAGAGGCUGCCAUGAUCCGGAACCGGUACAUGGGCGCAGAGCAGAACCUGUCGACUUUCUCGGCAAAGAAAAAGCGCAAGCGGACAACGGAGAAGAAGUUCAACUUCGAGUGGAACGACGAGGAGGACACAAGCUACGACUACAACCCCAUCUACCAGCAAAAGGCGGAAGCGAACUUCUUCGGGCGCGGCAAGCUGGGCGGCUUCACAGAAGACAUGACAGAGCGCAGCACGCAACAGUUCAUCGAGGCCAUGAUCGAGCGCGACCCCGAGUCUGGGCGGGCACGAGCAGAGGCCAUUCUCGAGAUGGAGAGGCGGCGAAAGGAGGAGGGCAGCCGCGCACAGCUGGACAAGCACUGGAGCGAGAAGAAGCUGGAGCACAUGCGUGAGCGCGACUGGCGCAUUUUCAAAGAAGACUUCAACAUCGCCACCAAAGGCGGCGCAAUCCCGAACCCCAUGCGCAACUGGUCCGAAGCCGGCCUUCCGGACAACCUCAUGCGUAUCGUCGACCAGGCCGGCUAUACUGAGCCCUCCGCCAUCCAGCGUGCUGCUAUCCCUGUUGCCUUGCAAUGUCGCGAUCUCAUCGGUGUCGCCGUCACUGGUUCCGGUAAAACAGCAGCCUUCAUCCUCCCCCUCCUCGUCUACAUAUCCCAACUCCCACCCCUCGGGCCCGCAAACCGCAACGACGGCCCCUACGCUCUCGUCCUCGCACCCACGCGCGAACUGGCGCAGCAGAUCGAAGUCGAAGCAAAGAAAUUCGCCAACCCGCUCGGCUUCAAAACAGCCGUCAUCGUCGGUGGUCACUCGAUCGAAGAACAAGCCUUCCAAAUGCGCGACGGGUGCGAAAUUAUCAUCGCCACGCCCGGUCGACUCGUCGACUGUAUCGAGCGCCGCGUCCUCGUGCUCUCGCAGUGCGCGUACGUUAUCAUGGACGAGGCAGACCGCAUGAUCGACAUGGGUUUCGAAGAGCCCGUGAAUAAGAUUCUCGACGCUCUCCCCGUCGGCAACGAAAAACCGGAUAACGAGAUGGCGGAGGACCCCGACGCAAUGAAGCGCGGCAUGUACCGCCAGACGAUGAUGUACACAGCCACCAUGCCCACAGCCGUCGAGCGGAUCGCACGCAAGUACCUCCGGCGUCCAGCCAUCGUGACAAUCGGCAAUGCCGGCGAAGCCGUCGAAACCGUCGAGCAGCGCGUCGAGUUCGUGCAGGGCGAGGAGAAGCGGAAGAAACGACUCGCCGACAUCCUCAACUCGGGCGAAUUCGCCGCACCGAUUAUUGUAUUCGUCAACAUCAAGCGCAACUGUGACGCUAUUGCACGAGACAUCAAACACAUGGGCUUCUCAUCCGUCACACUGCACGGCUCCAAAACGCAGGAGCAGCGUGAAGCCGCGCUGCAGAGUCUGCGCGAGGGGAGGACAGAUGUACUUGUCGCGACCGAUUUGGCGGGUCGUGGUAUCGACGUGCCGGACGUUUCGCUGGUGGUAAAUUUCAACAUGGCGACCUCUAUUGAGAGCUACACUCAUCGUAUUGGUCGUACAGGUCGUGCCGGCAAGUCUGGUGUGGCCAUCACCUUCUGGGGCAAUGAAGAUGCGGAUGUGUUGUACGACCUCAAGCAGAUGCUGUCCAAGAGCCAGAUUUCAAAGGUGCCAGAGGACCUCAGGAAGCACGAGGCGGCGCAGCAGAAGGGCGGGAGGAAGAAGGAUGGAAAGAGUGUUUUGACAUAGGGUCGUUCCGAGUAUCGAUAAUUCUGGGAUCACGUAGUAUUGAAACUGCC